Peronospora farinosa is the source of this 2076-nucleotide messenger RNA. The record is from the annotation of a GenBank genome assembly. NCBI's taxonomy places the organism in Eukaryota, Oomycota, Peronosporomycetes, Peronosporales, Peronosporaceae.
AUGGCGUCGAGUUCAUCGGACGAGGAAGUUGAAGUAGAGCUGCUGGAUUCCGUGUCCAAGAUUAAUGGCGCUUUACAAUACAAGAAGGUACACUCAACACUCUCACAAGAGACAAGUGAUACAAGUACACGAAAAGAAGAUUAUCAGAGGCACGAGGAAGAGGUUCCAGUUAAUCACAAAGAAUUACGACGUACUAAUGAGCAGCUACGGAAUCAAGUCAUGGACCUGAAGAGUGCCUUAGUAGCACGAGACCUAGAGAUUGUGACGCUACGUGAUCGCUGUGAAUGUCUCACCACUGCAAUCGAGCAACAGGACGCAGUUAUUGCCAAGAUUUACGCGUCGACGGGUCCUACUGACGCGACGAAAGGAUCAAUCGUUACUACUUUACCAGUUCUUACAGCCGACAACACAGUGAAUCAAGUGAACGAUGAUGAUCUGGAUGAUCCAUACAGCAGUAUCUCGAUACAAAAGGAGAAAAGGACGUGGAGUAGCUCGAUGAAGAGUGAUCCAGUGGGGUUGGCAGAGCCUGCACAGAAAAUGCUGGAAGCACAAUUGGAUUUAUUGGGAUUCCAAGAUGAAAAUGUCAAGCAAGCUGUCGAAUCACUACAGAAGGAGUUACCGACUGAGCUUGAGAAAGUCAGGGAAGAUGUUGUGACAGUUGAUUUGGAUCAGCUUCCGUACACCCCACGCGCGCCUAUGAACUCGAACAGUCUCAGUGAGAGUGUCAGUGUUUAUAGCUCUAGCAGCACUCCGACGGUUUCGUCGUCGCCGUCGUCGUCGUCGUCGCUGUUUGGAGAUAUUGGUGAACCAGUUUUAAAACUUCCGCAAUCGUGGACUUCACCGAAAAGUGGAUCGAUUGUCAAGCGACGUCCGUCACUUGAGCGGCAAGACAGUGGCUCUGCUGAAAAAGUUUUUGCGCGAUCAGCAGGUUUUCUUCGCAAGUCCAAUCGCACCAUGUCGGCACGGUUGAGUGUGAGGGACCUUGGUCUCCUAUGUAACGAUGACGAUGUCGACGGUAAUAACCAAUCACCAAAAGCGCCUCCUUCAAAUGUUCAUGGACGGCAGGACAAAUACGAAAGCGACCAGAACGGCUCUGCUGAGUUUGCUGAUAGUGGAGGGUCAUCAGUGUCUACAAAAAGCCGAAGCCAGCGGAAUCUCUUUGCUGACGUUGAUGAAGCGCUAAAAACAAAAACCAAGCGGAAAAACGCUGGCACUGACCCAGUGGAUGGAGACAAGGCAGACGAAGACAGCUUGACAUAUGGCGAAUUUCUGCAACGGAUUAGUCAGCCCGCCUCCCGAGACAUUCUGAACAAAAUCCGCGUGUUUGUAGGCUCGAUUUUGGGGCCUCGUGGCGACGGUCGACCUCCUCGCUCGACAGACUACAUUGAAUACUACUUCUAUGGAACACACGAGCUCCGACGCCGAUGCAACCGAUUUUUUGAGAGCAUGGGGGACAAUUUGUUACAUCAUCCUGCCUGGCGUCAUGUGUCGGAUGCGAAACUAGCCAAGGCGCGUGAUGGUAUUGAAAAGUAUGUGAUGGAUAAGGUGUCCGAUAUUGCGUUCAAUCGACUGAAAGAAUGCCAUGAUUGGGUAAAAGAGGAUGAAGCACUACUUCGACGAAUGCAGCUAUUGUCGUUCAUUACGCCGGCGAUGCUGGAUAUUAAACCUUGUAUGCGCAAUGAAGUCGUAUGGUCGCUGGCCGAAGACGAAUUGCGGCGAAUCAAUUCGUUUCGUUCACCAGGGGAAAAAAUCAAUUGUAUUGUGCGGUGCUGCGGCGUGAUUUUCAGUGUUCUGAAUUUAUCGAGGGGAGACUCAGGCAGCCGUCCAGGUGCCGACGAUUUCCUGCCAGUUUUUAUCUACAUCGUACUGCAUUCACAAAUUCCGAGACUGCAUUCCAACUGCGAGUAUAUUUCAGCCUACCGGAACCAAGCUGACUUGAUGUCAAAAGCUGGAUACUGUUUUGUGAAUUUACGCAGUGCCAUUGAGUUUAUUAUGGUAAUGGAUGGAUCCAUGUUAUCCAUUCCAGAUGACGAGUUUCAAAGGCUUUAUUCUGAGAGGGAAAAAGUAAUACCCUAG